GCGGUGACGUCACGCCCCUGCUUGCCCGCUGCGAGGAGGACCACGCAGCGAGCUUGCAACGCCGCCGGCCGAGCGUCUGAGGUUCUCUUUGGAGUUGAUAUUCUAGUAGAUUUCAGCUAUGCAGACGAUCAAGUGUGUAGUCGUGGGUGAUGGUGCUGUUGGUAAAACCUGUCUCUUAAUUUCUUAUACAACAAAUAAAUUCCCAUCGGAAUAUGUCCCAACGGUUUUUGAUAACUAUGCUGUAACAGUGAUGAUUGGAGGAGAGCCUUACACCCUGGGCCUCUUUGAUACUGCAGGUCAGGAAGACUAUGAUAGAUUACGACCCCUCAGCUAUCCACAGACAGAUGUAUUUCUGGUCUGUUUUUCAGUGGUGUCUCCUUCUUCAUUUGAAAAUGUGAAAGAAAAGUGGGUACCUGAAAUUACUCACCACUGUCCAAAGACUCCUUUCCUGCUUGUUGGGACCCAGAUUGAUCUAAGAGAUGAUCCCUCCACAAUUGAGAAACUUGCCAAGAACAAGCAGAAGCCCAUAACCCCAGAGACGGCUGAGAAGCUGGCCCGGGACCUGAAGGCCGUCAAAUACGUGGAAUGCUCUGCCCUUACGCAGAAAGGCCUAAAGAAUGUAUUUGACGAGGCGAUAUUGGCUGCCCUGGAGCCCCCGGAGCCGAAGAAGACCCGCAGGUGUGUGCUGCUAUGAACGUCCCUCCACUGCCCCUUCUGCAAAGCUGGUGUUUGAUGUCACAUUAAAAGCAAUGUUUAAAUCAAACUAAAGAUACAAAUUCUAAAAUUUGUUUUUUUGCAAUAAUGACAAAUGCCCUGCACUCCCAUCUCCCCCACACAACCCCUGUGUGAGAUGAGAAUGUUAGUGUUUAUUCCCCAGUGCCCCCUCAAUUCAGUUAAACUAGUUAAUUUCGAGUAACUAUGUAUUAUCAGAAAACACUGAUCAGUACUAGUUUUUUAUUUUGUUUAUUGUUUCUAAUUUUUUUUUUUUUUGUUUAACAUCAAGGCAUGCUCAAUGACUUUUUCUGUAACAGACUAAUUUUAGGCUGUUUUACUGAAGCCUUGCCCCUUAAGCCAGUCUGGCAAGACUUAGUUCUGGUUUCAAUACCUUGUAGGGCUGUUCUGCAUUCAGUCAGCAGCCUGGGUGUGAGCAGACUUUAGUCAGGAAAGCAAAAUGUCCCAAGCUGGUGCUUCUCUAAGAAGGAGUGCAGAAAAUGCAUCUCCUCUGAAGUUGCCUUGUAUCUUUUUUCCGCUGGCUUUUUACUGUGCAGGUCAUAAAUUUCUACCCCAUCCUCUAAAUUAUGAAGCCUUAGGAAUAGGAGAACCAUUUUCUCUGGAUGCACCAUCAGACUUGAAACUAACUUGCCAGUGUCUCACUUAAUUGUUGCCAUCAUAAGCUUUUGGCUCGUGAUGAAGAAAUAACUGCACCUUUGGAAGCAUGCCUAGCUCCAUCAGUCAGCUUUUAACAAACCCAUCUUCUGCCAAUCCUUAACUGUUAGAGAAAUGCUUACCAUGAUCUGCACAUACACUGCUGCUUGGACACCCUGAGGGGGGCCCAGGGUCUGCAGCCAUGGCCUUUGGAGCUGGCUCUGAUGGUGCAUCUCCUGCUGGAUGGCUUGGCAUCCUUCAGGGAGGGGUGGAAAGACAGACCUGUGUCAGUGGGAAGGAACUGCAGGGAGGGGCUUCUGGUGUUUAGUGUGGCACCAUACCGGGACCAGUUCAUGGAACCCCUUCUCCUGCAACCUGAACCUGUAAGGUGGACUCCAGCCCCUGAGGAUCAUGUGCAGGGUCUGUGUGCAGACCAACUGCAGUGUCGUAACGAUUUUACCAAAUAUGUAUUUUGGCCUGCAAAUUCAAAGUUUUUUAAGACUUAGUGAAUCUUCUCCAUCUUCCAAAAUUCCGAUUUCUCGUAGACUCAUUAGUGUUGAACCAAUGCUUUUUCAUGUCUAAGUUCUUUGUAUAUGCAUUCUUUUCAGAUGUAUUAAACAUAAAGUAUCUUCACAA
Manacus vitellinus (golden-collared manakin) is the source of this 2001-nucleotide messenger RNA. It is a transcript of the gene CDC42, whose product is annotated as cell division cycle 42. Bases 119 to 694 code for a protein of 191 amino acids. NCBI's taxonomy places the organism in Eukaryota, Metazoa, Chordata, Aves, Passeriformes, Pipridae. Gene Ontology annotation, cellular component: dendritic spine. The transcript has 6 exons. Gene Ontology annotation, molecular function: GTPase activity; GTP binding. The record is from RefSeq and is a predicted model, not a curated record. Gene Ontology annotation, biological process: small GTPase-mediated signal transduction; modification of synaptic structure.